AUGAGCGCGCAGCGAAACCCCAAGGACUCCAUAGCGUCCACCUGGCGGCAGAAAGACCGCUCGGAAUGGAACAUUGUCCAUUGGUUUUACGAAAUCUUUCGUCUUCACCACGUCGAUCUCGACAAGCAGAUACCGGUGCACCCAAAGACCGACAAGGUGCCCUACCUGAAUGACUGGUAUCAGCAUCGGUGGAUUCUUGCGCAUGCCUUUGCGCCGAUCUUGCUGCACCAGCUAUACUACACCUACACCGGCCGCAACUUCACCACCUUACAGGCAGUUGUGUUUUACGCUCUUGCCUUCAAGCUCAAUGCCAUUCGCGAAUUGCAUCUCUUGCGCAAGAUUGGUGAGCAGACAGGCUUUCUCGAUGGCGAUGUUCAUGAACGCGAUGGUGUCCCAGACUCUAGUGUCAUCAAAGUGUUUCGAUCGCUCGUGUCGACCUCUACUUUCCGACCAGUCUUUACCGUUUUCUUGGCCUAUCAAGUCGGCAAGGUUCCUGCAUCCAUGAAUCUAUAUCUCCUGCCGCUCGAGACCGGUCUUUACGCGAUCAUCCUCGACUUUUGGUUUUAUUGGUACCACCGGCUGAUGCACACUGUGGAAAGACUCUGGCAGUACCACCGCACCCAUCAUUUGACCAAGCACCCAAACCCGCUCCUCACACUAUACGCCGACACUGAGCAAGAACUCUUCGACAUUGCUGGUAUCCCCUUGUUGGCCUACUUUACUAUGAAGUUCAUAGGCUUUCCGAUGGGAUUCUACGAGUGGUGGGUGUGCCAUCAAUACAUUGUCUGGGCCGAACUUGCUGGCCACAGUGGUCUCCGCAUGGCUGCAACACCCCCAAAUCCAUUCAACUGGCUACUUCGCAUGUUCGCGGCCGAGCUCAUCAUUGAAGACCAUGAUCUGCAUCACCGCAAGGGAUGGAAGACCAGUGCCAACUAUGGCAAGCAGACCAGACUAUGGGACCGCAUUUUCGGCACUUGCCGCGACCGUGUCGAGUGUUAUCAUGCCAAUAUCGAAUGGAAUGAACAAGUCACGAUGCCAAUCUUUUAA
This is a messenger RNA of Akanthomyces muscarius, 1047 nucleotides long. RefSeq lists its product as uncharacterized. Gene Ontology annotation, biological process: ergosterol biosynthetic process. The record is from RefSeq and is a predicted model, not a curated record. NCBI's taxonomy places the organism in Eukaryota, Fungi, Ascomycota, Sordariomycetes, Hypocreales, Cordycipitaceae. Gene Ontology annotation, molecular function: C-4 methylsterol oxidase activity; iron ion binding. The coding region runs from base 1 to 1047 and encodes 348 amino acids. The transcript has a single exon.